UUCUACGGAAGAUACUGUUGGCUAUAAAACAGUUGAAAACUAAAGAUCUCUUCGAUCCCAAAACAAAUGAUUUGCAGAAACAUAACCACCUCUGCACUACACAGCCGCAACUUCUUUCUAAACCUCAUUAACAAGGCCACUACUUUCUCUCACCUCACCCAGACCCACGCCCAAAUCAUCCUCAACGGUCUCCACAACGACCUCGCAACCGUCACAAAGCUCACCCAGAAGCUCUCAGACCUCAACGCCAUCGACCACGCCACUCUCCUCUGCUCCAACUUCCCCAACCCUGAUUUAUUUCUCUACAACGUCCUCAUCAGAGGCUUAUCAAAUAACAAACAACCCCAAAAGGCUCUAUCUUUAUACCUCGAGUUGCAAAAAAAGACUACCCUUUUGCCGGAUAACUUUACUUACGCAUUCGUUGUGGCCGCCUCGUCGUGUUUGAGUGAGAAAGUUGGUAUUUUGAUUCAUGCCCAUUUGAUUGUUGAUGGGUAUGGGCCGGAUUUGUUUGUUGGGUCUGCUCUGGUGGAUAUGUAUUUUAAGUUUUCGAAUGUUGGGUAUGCGUGCAAGGUGUUCGAUGGAAUUCCUGAACCGGACACGGUUUUGUGGAAUACGGUGAUUUCUGGGUUGGUGAGGAAUUGUUUCUUUGAAGAGUCGUUGAGGGUUUUUAAGGAUAUGGUUGAGGGUGGGGGGAUGCGAUUUGAUUCGACAACGUUGACUGCAGUGCUUCCGGCCCCUGCAGAGCUGCAGGAGUUGAGAGUUGGGAUGAUGUUGCAUUGUUUGGCAGUGAAAGGCGGGUUUCAUUGUCAUGAACAUAUUCUCACGGGUUUGAUUUCGUUGUAUUCGAAGUGUGGGGAAAUUUUUGUAGCCAAGUGGUUGUUUGAGCAGAUUGGGUGGCCUGAUUUAAUAUCUUAUAAUGCAAUGAUAUCUGGGUUUUCGUGUAAUGGUAAGACUGAGUGUUCACUGAGGCUCUUUAAAGAGUUGCUUGUUUUAGGGCAGAGAGUAAAUUCGAGCACCAUGGUAGGUUUGAUUCCUGUUUUUUCUCCUUUUGGGUGGCUAGAUAUUACACGUUCAGUUCAUUGUUUCUGUAUGAAGACUGGUAUGGUUUCAAAUACCUCAGUAUCGACUGCGUUAACUACUGUCUACAGUCGACUUUGCGAAAUUGAAUCCGCUAGGCAGCUUUUUGAUGAUUCCCCAGAGAAAACCUUGGCUUCUUGGAAUGCUAUGGUGUCAGGAUAUGCUCAAAAUGGGCAAACAGAAAUGGCGAUAUCUCUGUUUCGAGAAAUGCAGGAGUUUGAAAUCCGUCCAAAUCCUGUCACAAUUACCAGUAUUCUGUCAGCAUGCGCUCAACUAGGAGCUCUAAGUUUAGGGAAAUGGGUACAUAAUUUGCUAAACAAAGAGAGUUUUGAGUCCAACAUUUAUGUGUCAACUGCUUUAAUUGACAUGUAUGCAAAGUGUGGAAGCAUUGCAGAGGCACGGCAGUUAUUUGACUCUGUACAGGAGAAAAACGUGGUCACAUGGAAUGCCAUGAUUUCUGGCUAUGGCCUCCAUGGUCAUGGACGUGAAGCUCUAAACCUAUUCACUAAAAUGGUGGAGUCAAGAAUUUCGCCAACUGGGGUUACUUUCCUUUCUGUCUUAUACGCUUGCAGUCAUUCUGGCUUUGUGAGAGAAGGAGAGGAAAUUUUCUAUUCUAUGGUUCAUGAUCAUGGUUUUGAGCCCUUGGCAGAGCAUUAUGCAUGCAUGGUUGACCUUCUUGGUCGGGCAGGAAAAUUGGAUGAGGCCCGGGAAUUUAUCAACAAAAUGCCUGUUCUGCCAGGUAGUGCUGUGUGGGGUGCAUUACUUGGUGCUUGCAUGAUUCAUAAGGACAAAAACAUGGCACAGUUGGCUUCUAAUAAGUUGUUUGAACUGGACCCAGAGAACGUAGGAUACUAUGUCCUACUCUCAAAUUUAUACUCAGCUGACCGGAACUAUCCUCAAGCUGCUUCAGUACGGCAGGUGGUUAAGAGGAGAAAUCUGGAAAAGACUCCUGGGUGUACUCUAAUAGAAAUUAAUGAGACCCUGCAUGUCUUUACAUCCAACGACCGGUCUCACCCACAAAGAGAGGCAAUAUACUCAAAGCUGGAAAAGUUGAUGGGAGAGAUGAGGGAAGCUGGAUUUCAGACAGAGACUGUCACAGCAUUCCACGAUGUGGAAGAGGAAGAGAAGGAGCUAAUGGUAAUGGUUCACAGUGAGAAGUUGGCCAUUGCAUUUGGGCUCAUAGCUUCUGAACCAGGAACAGAGAUCAGGAUCAUCAAGAACCUUCGGGUUUGUUUAGACUGCCAUAAUUUUACGAAAUUCAUAUCCAAGAUCUCAGAGAGGGUUAUUGUUGUAAGGGAUGCUAAUAGGUUCCAUCAUUUCAAAGAUGGUGUGUGUUCUUGUGGAGAUUAUUGGUGAUAAUGGUUAUUUUCUUCAACGGUGAAGGUGUAUGAGGUCAGAUUUUUGAUUUGCAUAAAGUAGUCAUGAAAGUCUGCUGAUCAACAUGGCUGCAAGUGGGUUGGCAUGUUUUAGUUUAACCGGACUAUGAACAAAUUCAUGCCAGGACCAGGUGGUGAUACCAUUUACUUUUGAGAUUCAUAUUGGUCAGUUGAUCUCCAUGUCCCUAUAGCCUAUCGCACACGAAGUGUCUGUAAAUUCAUUCUCCAGAUAUAUCUCAGUGAAAGCUGUUGUGAGGAGACCUUAGUGCGUGCGGCUAAUGAUAUGAUUGAGCGGAUAAUCAAAACCAUAUCUACAUCCUAAGAUUCCUAACUAUACCAUUGACAUUGUUCAUUUGGGAAAAAUCAGAACAGCGUGCACAUGUCCUUGGGUCAUAGGCCGAGUGAAAUGUCAUUGUUUUCCAUUCUGGCACAAAGUGCUUUGACAGUGAGAAUUUCUGUUAUUUGCAAACCGAAUUCAAUAAACUCCAAUUUUGGAAUUUUGACUGAAUCUGCUUCUGAAUUUCAGUCCAUAAGCCCUUUUGUAUGAUGUUCUGCAACUUAAAUUAUCCCUUAAGCUGUUU
Rhododendron vialii is the source of this 3034-nucleotide messenger RNA. RefSeq names its product pentatricopeptide repeat-containing protein At4g30700. The record is from RefSeq and is a predicted model, not a curated record. The coding region runs from base 67 to 2433 and encodes 788 amino acids. Gene Ontology annotation, molecular function: RNA binding; zinc ion binding; protein binding. The transcript has a single exon. Gene Ontology annotation, biological process: RNA modification. NCBI's taxonomy places the organism in Eukaryota, Viridiplantae, Streptophyta, Magnoliopsida, Ericales, Ericaceae.